Messenger RNA from Colossoma macropomum (tambaqui), 14450 nucleotides. It is a transcript of the gene otog, whose product is annotated as otogelin. Bases 4071 to 13505 code for a protein of 3144 amino acids. Gene Ontology annotation, biological process: L-arabinose metabolic process. The record is from RefSeq and is a predicted model, not a curated record. The transcript is spliced from 57 exons. Gene Ontology annotation, cellular component: extracellular matrix. NCBI's taxonomy places the organism in Eukaryota, Metazoa, Chordata, Actinopteri, Characiformes, Serrasalmidae. Gene Ontology annotation, molecular function: alpha-L-arabinofuranosidase activity; protein binding.
ACACCAGACACCUCCAUCCAGCUAGCAUGGCACCAUAAGCUGCUUGGUGUCACAGUCACCCAACUUGGGCGCUUCCUUGGGCACUGAGCCUUUAGGUGCCCCAGCUGCUUGCAGACAUAUUCCUCCUUCUCGUCAAUGCUGUCAGCACCCACCACUGUGCGAACUUGGCUGCAGCCUGCAUACUCUCCCAAAAUCGCCUAAGUCUCUUCUGCCUGCUGCAAAGCCUCCUCCAGGCAAGUUGGCUUUGCAAGCUGCAACUGUUGCUAGAGCCUUAAUGGCGUUACUGCCCAUAGGAACGCAUCGAAAGCUAAGCUAUUAUGGGCCGCUGCCAAGAACGCCCCAUAGGCAAGCCCAACCAUACUCCCUGUCAGCAGCCAGCGGACACAGCUUCUCUCCACUCUGGUGCUUUCUCCGAUCAAGUUUCUCUCUAACGUGGAUGGACCACACUUGCUCACCAAACCGCUUCCCCAGGCUGGGUGUGAGGUUGGGCCAAGUUACUGUAACACUGGCAGGGAGCUCUAACAGUAUCUGCAGGGCUGGUCCUUCUAGCACCAAGACUAACAGCAUUUGCAAUCAGCUGCUGCAAUCAUCUCAAAUCCCUGUAUCACCGUAAUGCCUUACCUUAGGCAGAUGCAUUGGCAUUGUAGGGAUGGCUCUGGCCGCCCUGAACGCCAAAUCACAUCAGGGACUGAUGGCAUCAUCGGGUGAUGAUGUGGUGGAGAACGUUAUUUCAACACUUAACUGCCCUAUUGACCGCUGCAAGUCAGCUGUUUCCUCAGCUAACAUGAGUAUGGGACAGGUACCACACCCCUCUACCCUCUGUGGGGAUGAGCCACCCUGGGUUACCAGUGCUUCAAAGUGGCUUGCUGCUCUCUUAUGCUGUCUUUGGGAGAGCCUGGGCCCACCUGGCCCGACUCUUCGCUGAGUCUUCGCACCCUCUGCUGGCCUUGCCUCCCUCCACCGCUCCAGGCCCUCUCUGGCACUCACUACCCUGGUGCCCCACCAGAUCCUUGCGCCUCCAAUGCGUACUAUCAUUGCUGCAUCUUCUGUUGUUUCUGACAUUGUAGUGUGGGGUAUAUACACAGAAGAAGCGUAGACAACUCAGAGUUUGUGUCCAUAACACAGCUUUAUUUAGAAUUGACGUAGCAGCCAGAGUACAAGUGAGGAAAAUCACUCUUACUUCCAGAGGGAGGAAAUAUGCUCUUUAAACCUUGUACUGCUCCAGCGUUCACAUAACCAGUGAAUAUUAACAUACUUGAAAAUGCAACCAGAUACAUUUACUUACUGUUUUAAGAACUAAAUAUACAAACCUUCUAAGAAUGAGCAAAGCAUACUCUGACGGCACAAUACUAUGAUGAACCAUCACACUGCGCAAUGCGAUGUCCACAAAUGAUCCUGAAGAAAAAGUCAUAUUUAUAUGAUUUAUCCCACUGUAUCAGAUUCCCCAAACAGAACUAAAAGCGAUCCAAGGGCCUGUUUACACCUUGCAUCACUAUGCAUUUUCUGUGAUGGGAUCACAUUCGUUUUUUUGAUGCAUGAAAAGCCAGGUGUAAACACACCCAGGACAGACUGUGGUUUUUACACAUUUUACGCUAGUGUAAAUGGAAUGUGGGGGGAAAAAAGUAAACAAAAGUAAAACAGAUACAUGGGUUGAUGUUUUUCUUUUUACAUAGGAACUUACAAAUCAGAACUCUUCUGGUCAAAUAUGGUUAGAAAAAAGUGUAAAUUAAAUGAAAGUCGGUGUUCUAACAGUUUGUCCUACUCGCUGAACGGUCCUACUGAGCAUGCACAUCAUUAUAUGUAGUAUUUUUUUUUUUUUAUGUUAAUUUAGCUUUACCUUAAGUGUAUCAUACACAUUAAGCUUAAUAACACUACUUACUCCCUGGUACGGUCAUUUAGGCUAUAGACCAUUUUUGUGUUUGUAAACCGACAUGACAUGUUUUGUGGGUGGAGCUUAACUGGUUGAAAGUGACAGCAUAGCAGUGUCAGGUGUAAGAAUAUAGAAAUAUGGAUCAUCAGGACACUUUCUCCAGGUAUUUUAAUGGUUUACCAGCAGAAGACAGGUUGUCAUACACUAAUUAGAUAACCUUUAGCAAUAGGGGCAGGUUUUUUGACCCAUACAGGUCAACAGGUAAAGGAUUCAAAUAAAUGUCCAAAGUUACAGUGUCCAGACAUCAUCUUAUACCUUUGAAAAAACCCAAAGUCUAUACGAAAGAAAUGUUUUUGUUGGUUGGUUUUAAUGGUUUUUGUGUAUUACGGUCUGACAUACUGCCUAGCCAGAAACAAGGAUAUAAAACGCAGCUAUACAAGAAUUAUUAUUAAACAAAUCAUACAAAUCAGUAUUUUAAACAAAUCAAAAUACUAUUACUGAUGGUGAACUGCAUUUGCAUGGCUAGAUUAAUAUUAACUCUUUUUCAUUAUUUAAUGUAUAUUAGAACAAUGUAAAUCACUACAACCACUGCUGCUACUACUAUCUAGGUAUAUGUAAAAAUGUUAUUUUUAGUUAUAGGUAUAACGUUUCAUGCUGAAAGGCUAAUGUAGGGCUAAUACAGUGAGUCGUAGCAGUUAGCUGUGGGGCUAAUACAAUAUACCCUCUAAGAAAUUUAUAUGUGAAUAUAUCUAGAUCUGUUGUUUAUAUUGAAUUCAUGCUAACAAUGAUGGCUAAUAAUCACAGGUUAGGGUCAUGCUGCAUCCAUGCAGCCGCAUUGCUUUGUAAGGUUGAGCUAUGUCAAAAUGGAAAAAAAACAGACACAGCAAGCACAUCAAAGGACAUCUUCAAUGAUGGUAUUCUAUAAAAAUGGUUAUUUGUUUUUCCAUUUCUAUUUUAGCAUCCAGUAGCACAAGAAGACAAUUUUUUUCGUUAUUCAGUGGAUCUUACCCGUUUUGCUCCGCUUCUUUCUGCUGCGUUUUUGCUACCACAAUAUGCACAACUGCCAGCGACGUGAUGUCCACUCCAAAUUGGUCUAUGAAAAUAUCUCACUCUUUUAAUGCUGGUAACAUUUUCUGACAAGAAAGUUUAGGCUAUCAGAACAUCCCACCUAUGGGUUUCAUACAGGUAGCAUUUCUCUGAUUAGGUGAUUCAGGCUAUCAAAAUAUCCUACCUGACGUUUUAAUUUUAGUAGCAUUUUCUGAUAUGAUAAGAUGCUAGGUAGGACGUUUCGAUGAGAUAGCACAAACAGAUAAGAUUCAGUGUUCUGACGAAAUGUGCUAUCUUGUCGAAAUGUCCUAACGUACUGCAUAUUUUAGGUAGUGCUCUGCAUAUUUUGAUGGCCUAAACUACCCUACCAGAAAAUGCUAUAAGCACUGUAUCUAUAGGUAGGACAAUUUUUGAUAGUGUACAUUUUUGAUUGUCUCCUUAUCAGCAUUAAAAGAAUAAUGAGGAUACUUUGAUUGCCUAAAUCACCGUAUCAAGGAGUAAGUAAUAAUAUUAAGCUGAGUCUGUACUGAAUUAACAUUAAAAACACAAUAAAACGUUUGAAACAUUAAGUUAUUAUGCUAGUCAUAUGCACGUGCUUAGUAGGACAAUUAGAUGGGUGGGACAAAUUGUUAGAACACCGGGCAUGAAGUGCAUAUUAAUGCAAGACAUAAAUAGGCUCGAAAGAAUACGUUUUAUUUCUGUGAAUUGCUGAUUUCAUUUUCUGUUUUAACGAAACUAAAUUCCCCGUUAUUCAGAUAUUCAGCACUGGGGUCCGCCAUGUUUACUUCUGUUUUCUUUCCGCUUCGCCCCAGUAACUGAUUCUAAAGAACACUUUCUAGAGACUUAUUGGCGGAUUUUAGUUUUUUAUGUAGAUUAUAUGGGAAUUAAUGAUGGCGACCGGUUUAAAUCUGAUCAGUGCUCACUCACCUGAUGUCUCGAGCGUGUUCUGAUUUGAAUUGAGCUGUCUGAUGACAUUAUGCUAAUGAGCGCGAGGAGGGAGGAAGCUGCAGCUCGCACGAGCAGAAGAGAGAGCGGGCGGUUCAGAGUUAGGAGAAGCUACAGCAGCACUGAGAAAAUGUGUGGGUAGUUUUAUGCAGUCGCCCGGAGACUGAGGGAACCUUUUGAUUCCUCUUGGGGUGGUAUAUUAUUACGAAUGGAUCCUAAUUUAAACCUACUACGCAGAAGACUUUAUACUAUAUACUUUUUAUUGUUCUGUUUUUCCUUAAUUCCUCGAGGGCGUAUUUCGUGGGCCAUUGAGAGUGUGAAUUUAACUAAACGGUAUGAUCUUGAAAACGAGAGCAGCAGGAUAAUGCUGGCGAAAUGGGACUCCAGUUCCCAAGCGAAGCAGGAAGCACUUCUGAGCAACACAUCAGCACAAAGUGAAGCACUGAAGUGGGCAGGCCGUAGAACCAGGGGUGCUUGCACAUUCCCCUGCUUGAACGGUGGUCAGUGUGUAUAUCCCGAUUCCUGCAACUGCUCUUUGUACCAAGCCACUGGAUCGCAUUGCCAAACAGUUCCCAAUUCAGGCUUGGAGAGGGAGAUGACAUGUCGCUCAUGGGGGCAAUACAACUAUGAGACCUUUGAUGGGCUUUACUACUACUUCCCUGGCAAGUGCAGCUACACACUCCUGAAAGACUGUGAGGAUAACACACAGUCAACUGUGUUCAUACAGGUACAUAAUGAUCCAGAAUGCACUUCUCUUCCAUAUUCCUGCACACGCUCAGUAAGUGUUUUCCUGCCGUGGGAAGGCGAGAUUAGGUUGCAGAACUUCAACGUCACUUUCAAAGGUCAAAGCUUGAAGCUGCCCCAUAACAUCCAUGAUGUUGAGUUGGAGCGGAUCGCUGACUAUAUACUGGUAUCACAACCUCAGGGUUUUACACUAGCGUGGCAUGGUCGGAAUGGCUCCAUCUACAUUAAGAUGAGUCCAGAGUUUGUGGGCCGCACCUGUGGUCUGUGCGGCAACUUCAACGCAGACAUUCAGGAUGAUCUGAAGACUAGUUAUGGUGUGUUCACAGAAGAUCUUGCUAUGUUUGGAAAUAGCUGGGUGGAGGAAGAGCCACAGCAGGCCACGUGUUCAAUGAUUCAAUAUCUGUAUCCAUCUCCCUGCUCUGCACAGGAUCCCCACAUUUUACUGAAAGUGGAGGAGGUGUGCUCAUCUUUACUGAAAGAGCCAUUUAAAUCCUGUCAUGAGUUUGUCAGUCCAUAUUCAUAUAUGGCCAGUUGCUCCAAUGACCUUUGCCUGUCUGGUCCCAAUGGGGAUGUGGUCUGCCAAGUCUUCACGGAGUAUGCAAGGGCAUGUGCCCAUGCUGAACACCCAUUACAUAACUGGAGAAAACAUUUUCCUGUGUGUGUAGGUAUUGAGUGCCCUGCAGAGCUGCAUUACAGAGAGUGCAUCACAUGUUGUCCUGUGCAUUGCAAUACUGAAAGCAUGUGCAUUGACAGCAAGCUGCAGUGCCUGGAUGGCUGCUACUGUCCUGAUGAUCUGAUCUAUGAGGAUGGAUUGUGUGUGAAGCCAUCUGACUGUCCAUGUGAGCACCGUGGAAUGCUCUACCCUUCAGGACACACCAUACAGGAGGACUGCAACAACUGUACAUGUGUUGGUGGUGUGUGGAACUGCACGGAGCACAGUUGUCCAGGGGAGUGCUCAGUUACAGGGGAUAUGUAUUUCCAAUCUUUUGAUGGUCGCGUUUACACAUUCCCAGCUACCUGCCAGUAUGUUUUAGCCAAGAGCCGAAACUCAGGCGGAUUCAUUGUGACGAUCCAGAAUGCUCCAUGUGGCCAUAAUCUGGAUGGGGCCUGUAUUCAGUCAGUGAACCUGGUCCUGAAUGAGGAUCCUCGCACUGAGGUAUCGCUCAGCCACAAUGGGGAGAUAUACAUGUCCAGCCAGUUCCGCAUCUCUCUGCCAUAUUCAGACGAUGUGUUUCAGAUCCAGGAGCUGUCAUCCAUGUUCAUUCAGGUAAAGACUGUGGAAGGAAUACGACUGCAGUACAACUGGAGGGAAUUCAGGUUGUACCUGCAGCUUGGGGAGCUGUGGAGGGAUGACACUGUGGGACUCUGUGGUACCUUCAAUGGGAACAUCCAGGAUGACUUUCUUGCACCAUCCGGUAUGAUUGAGAGUACACCACAAUUGUUUGGGAAUGCCUGGCGUGUGUCAUCAGCCUGUGUGCCACGACCUAGCUUACCACAGCUUGAUCCCUGUGAUACUCAUCAGCAAGCAGCCGCUUAUGCUGCGGAGAAGUGUGAGGUGUUGAUGCAGGAGGUAUUUGCUGUGUGCCAUGAACAUGUGAGUCCGGUGGGCUUCCAGUUGCAGUGCCGUGCUGACGUGUGCAGAUGUGGAACACCAUGUCUCUGUUCUGCCCUCGCCCACUACGCUCGCACCUGUAGGAAACAUAAUGUCAUCAUUGAUUUCCGCUCACACGUGCACGAGUGCUCUGUGGCAUGUCCCCCAACAAUGGAAUACGGUGUAUGUGUGUCAUCAUGUCAGCGGCGCUGCAUGUCUUUGUCAGUGCUGCAGUCAUGUGGAGAGGAAUGUGAAGAAGGCUGUGUUUGUCCACAAGGAACAUACUACAGCACACACACACACACCUGUGUUAAAAGGAGCGAAUGCCCGUGCAGUUUCCUGGGAGCUGAUUACUCCCCUGGAGAUGUGAUCAUGACAACAUUGGGUGUACAAAUUUGUCAAGAUGGAAAAAUUGUCCUACAGAGCAUUAUUACUGAUAAGUUGUGCCCUCCAGGGCAGAUUUAUGAGGACUGUGGGAAUAUGGUGGAUGGGCUCUCAGCCAGCAAGGGUUUGGCCUGUGACCGCACGUGUGAGUCGUACCUACUCAACCUCACCUGCUCCAUCCAUGAGCCCUGUGUGCCUGGCUGCGUCUGCUCCCCAGGGCUUUUGAAGCAUGGUGAUGAGUGUUUUGAGCCUGUGGCUUGUCCAUGUUUAUGGAAGGGUAAAGAAUAUUACCCAGGGGACAAAGUGUCCUCUCCCUGCCACCAGUGUGUGUGUCAGCAUGGUUCAUUCCAGUGUGAGUUCCAUCCGUGUGCAUCAAUGUGCACUGCAUAUGGAGAUCGACACUACCGCACAUUUGAUGGACUGCUGUUUGAUUAUAUUGGAGCCUGCAAAGUUUACCUACUAAAGAGCUCGGCUGAUGUACUAAUCAGCAUCACAGCAGAGAAUGUGGAUUGCUUUGAAAGCGGUGUGAUCUGCAGGAAAGCUCUCCUCAUUUCAAUAGGAAGAUCUUUCAUAGUGUUUGAUGAUGAAAGCGGCAAACCUAGCCCAUCCAGUGUGAUUGACAGGCAGAACAUGUUGAUUUGGAGUGCAGGCUACUUCACCAUCAUCCACUUGUUGCAAUAUGAGCUGACAGUGCUCUGGGACAGGAAAACCACCAUACACAUACAGGCUGGACCCCGCUGGCAGGGUAAACUCUCUGGCUUAUGUGGGAACUUUGAUCUAAAAACAGUGAAUGAAAUGAGAACACCAGACAACAUGGACUCAGCAACACCUCAGGAAUUUGGCAACAGCUGGACUGCAGCAGAGUGUGUCAAUAGUCCUGACAUAAGGCACCCAUGCAGUUUGAACCCUCUCCGUGAACCCUUUGCUAAGAGACAGUGUGGAAUUCUGCUCGGUGAAGUGUUUCAAGUUUGUCACCCAGUGGUGGAUGUGACAUGGUUCUAUAUGAACUGCCUGGCAGACACAUGUGGCUGUAGCCGUGGUGGGGACUGUGAGUGCUUCUGUACAAGUGUUGCCGCAUAUGCUCACCGCUGCUGCCAUCAGGGAAUCACUGUCGACUGGCGCUCCCCAUCCCUCUGCCCAUAUGACUGUGAAUACUACAAUAAAGUCCUAGGGAAGGGUCCAUUCAGGUUGAUAACAUUUAGGGAGAGGAGCUUGAUAUUGACAGCCAAUCGGACUAGUGGAUUGGUGCUCAUGAAGAGAGGAUUGGCCAGCGCUGAUGAUCUUGUGACUACAUUCAUGAUGACCCCAGGACUCAGUAAAACCCGACCACACGACUCUUCACUGAUAUCGUUGGAAGCGUCAGACAGGCCAAACUAUUUUCUCCAUGCAGAGCGCGGUGGCCGGUUGAAACUUCGGAAGUGGGAGGAGAGCAGGGCAUUCUGGGAUGCGGCGACGUUUGUACUACAUAGGGACACAUGGAUCUCUGGAUUUGAUUCACUAGAGUCACUCGUGUGGCCUGGAUUCUUCCUGCACUACAUGCUGUCAAGGCUCCAACUCCUGAAGUACAGCCACUCAGAUCACUACCGUAGAGCCAUUCUCUUUAAAUUUGCCAGCAGCAGCACAGAGUACCCAAUGGGGUCACGGUGCCAGUGGCGAUAUGAAUCCUGCACGAGUCCAUGUUUCAGAACUUGCAGUGAUCCAGCAGCUCUGAGCUGCGUCACCAUCCUAAAAAUUGAAGGAUGUGUGCCCCAGUGUCCAGCUCAUAUGGUUCUGGAUGAAAUCACUCAAAGAUGUGUCUAUUUGGAGGACUGUAUUAAGCCUCCAGUACUACUGCCAGGCCUCAUCUCAACAACACCUACUGCUGCCACCUCUUCCAUGUCCCUGGCUACAGCAAGUGUCUUCACCAGAAGCAGCCUGGCAACAGAGGCAAUCAGCGCAACAACCACUCAGACCCCUCCAGAACAUAGCAGUAUAGCUACUACAACAACCAUCACACACACGUCAAUGCUCUUGCCCAUACCAAGCACUACUCCAGUGACAGAGGAAAUUGUAACAACUAUGAAAACAUCUGCCUCCUACACAAAGCCAGUGGCUUCAACUCCCAAAACCACUCAAAUGCCCAGCACUGCUUCUCUUACUCCUUUCAUCACACUCAAAACAAGAACAGUAUCUGCCUCAGCCUUGCCACAAAUAACCACUACAACUCUAGGACCUACAGUGACUGCUUCCCUCUCCACUGGCACCAGCUCAGCAAUAGCCUCCAGUGUAGCUCUAUCUCCUAGCUCUACAGAGCAACCCACUAGAGUAAGGACUACCCCUGCUCCCUCAGCAUCUACCAGCAGAAGCACAACAGAGUCUGCUUCCCCCACAUUCCGAGUAUCACCCCUUGACGUCACCAGCACAGAACAUGCCACAGUCUCACAGCUUUCCACUAUUACUGCCAGAACUAUAAAGCCCGCUAUACUCUUUACAGACAGUGAACAGCCUUUUAGUACAGAAACCUCUAAAGUAACCAAAGCUCCUGCAUUAGAGUCGAGUACUUCUGCCACCACAGCACAUCUAACUGUAUCUGCUCCAUUACACACACUCACGGUCACACCACCUUCGGUCACUCCAGCACAUUCCACAGAGUUCACCACGGCAGUCAGCAUCUUCAGCACUCUGAAAACAACACCGAUGAGUGGCACUGAAGCCAGAGAACAUUUGGUGGUACACACUACGGAGAAAACUAUGCCUACUUCCGCCACUGUGGCAAAAACAUCCACAACACACCUCCCAACUAAACCCACAGAGAUACCUCUCCCAGCACAAACAAUGUCCUCUGUGCCUGCGACUUCUAAGUCAGAGCAAACUGUAACCUCCAAAACAUCACCAGUAUCCACAGAAAUAGUCCAGCCAACAUCGCAGGUCAUAACAAUGUCUUCUGCACCUACAGCAGAAGCAGUAGAAACCUCAGCAACAACGACCUAUCAACCAGUGCCUACACUCUAUACCACUCACACACCCUGGUCUCCUGGUGUCCUAACCUCUGAGAAGCACACAACAAUAUCUGGGACCACUGUCACCACAAGCCCCCCAAGGUCCCCUCUAACCACACUCAGAACUGUUCUUCCUUCACCUGUAGCACAUGUCACGUCAACACUGGCACCAUCACAUACUCUACCAACUCACAUGACGACUCCCAGAACUUCUCCAGUGGUAUCCACUACGGCUGUAUCUGCAUCCACCACAGUAAGCUCCACAGAGUCAAGCUUGAGUCCCUUCUCAGAAUCAUCCUCAACCUCUGCUCGACUUAUAGAGACAGUCAGCACAACCACUUCAGUUACAGUUGAGACCAAGACAAAAACUGUACCUCAUGCUUAUACACCAGUGUCACCCACAAUACCUACCUCAGCAGUUACAGUGGCACCACAGACAUCAACAGCAGUUUCAGCUGGCAUAGUCACCACAGCUAAGCUUGCCACUACCACUGAGGAACCUCGGCCAUCAGCCACCAAGAGGGCAUUGUCUACCCUCAGCUUUGUUACUGUCCUGCCUCAAACAGAGACAACUCAUGUCCGUCCUCACACUGACAGAGCUGAACUUUCUACUACUGAAGCCACACAACCAUCAUCCUGGUCACAUCCAUUGUACACUUCUUCCACAUCAGUUCCCAAAGUGAUUCCAUCAACAGAAAGAGUGACCACACCAAUAUUCAGCUUAACCAUGAAAGAAACUACCAUGGCAACACAUGUUUCUCCUCAGAUGGUCACUGAAGUCCACAAGUCCACAACAGUUGCACCCACAGACACAAUGCCAUCUACCUCUGGUUCUUUGGAGACAGCAGAGCCUGUUUCUCCAACUAGCCCUUCAAGCACAUUCUCAACCAUACCUAGCACGGAGACAUCACCACAAAGGACUGAACGCACAAUAGAAACCAGCCCCGCUAGACCGCUAGUCAGCACAACCAAAUCAACUACCAGUCCUGCAGUGCCACAUGAUACAACUACUGCCUCUGAAAGAAGUACCUCGUCUACAACUUCAUCAUCAGAGCAGCCACCAGACUGGAUGACAUCAGCAACACAAAAAAGCACAAAACAGCCACCUGCUCUAGACACAUCCUAUACAGCCACCUCUAUGACAUCUGUAACAACCUCCCCCUACAUGACAGAGACAGUGCACUGGAAGACUAAUUUGACUACAGUUACAUCCACCACUGCUGAGGGUGCUACUCCCAGCAAAAUCUGCACUCCGCCAUAUUCUGAGAUGGUAGAUGAGUGCACUAAGCUCAUUUGUGUGAAUGGCCAGCUGCUCUUGUUCAAUAAGUCCCAGAGCUGCCCCUAUGACUCUAGCCCUCCAAAUUGUGGCCUGCUUGGGUUUGCUGCGUUGGUCAAUGGAGACAAGUGCUGUCCAAAGUGGGCAUGUCCAUGUCGCUGUUCAGUCUUUCCAGAUCUAAAUGUGGUCACUUUUGAUGGGAAUAACGUGGCUAUUUAUAAAGCUGCAUCGUACGUGGUCACGCAGCUCCCCAAUGAGACAGUUAGCAUCCUGGUGCAGGAGUGCCACAGCUCAGACAACACGCUUGUGUGGAACUUCACUAACCUCUGCCUGGCAGCUCUGAACAUUACGCAUGAAUCCAACAUGGUGCUCAUUAAUCGCCUACAGAGACGUUUGUAUGUAAACUCUAGGUAUGCAAAGCCACGGUUUAAGAAGUACGGAUUUGAGGUUCUAGAUACAGGGAACAUGUAUCUGAUCCGGAGUCCUGCCGGUCUAAAGAUCCAGUGGUUCCACAGCACAGGCAUGAUGGUGAUUGAGACGGAGACCUACACCAACAAGCUUUCUACUAUGGGGCUAUGCGGUUGUUGUGAUGGUAACCCACUGAAUGAUCUGACCCUGUCAAAUGGUACCGUUGUGACAGAGAGUGAAGAUCCAGCUGUGUUCAUUGAUAGCUGGCAGGUUCCCAACACCACCAGCUAUGUUAGCCACAGCAGGAGGAGGGAGGUCAACUGCUCUACCAGUGACUGCUCUGACUGCCUCAACAUGCUCAACAACCUUACCUUCACUGCCUGUCAUCCCUAUGUUCCCCCAGCUACAUUCUGUGAAGUGUGGGUACGAGAUGCAGAAUAUGUGAAUAAUCCUUGCGUGGCUCUUGCUGCAUAUGUUGCUUCCUGCCAUAAGUUCAACAUCUGCAUUGAAUGGAGAAGUCCAGACUACUGCCCCUUUGUGUGCCCUGAGACACUGAUGUACCAGGCAUGUCUACCUGCCUGCACAGCUCCAUCGUGUCCAAGUCAGGAGUUUGAGUAUGAUGCUGAUCAGUGCUCGGGCCUGGCUGAGGGCUGUGUGUGUCCACUGGGAACUCUUCUUCAUCGCCCUUACUCCACACUCUGCAUUCCACCUAACAAGUGUGCCUGUACGGAUAGUUUCGGAGCGCCACAUGCUCUGGGCGAGGUUUGGAAGGCAUCAGUGGAUGGCUGCUGCAUGUACAAGUGUGAGAGUGACGGCAUUGUGCCUGUAGAGUUAAACUGCAGUGACAUCCCUCAGCCGGUCUGCACAAAAGCAGGAGAAAUCAGCAUUAGCCUUGCAGAUGACAACAGCUGCUGCCCACAAAGAGUCUGUGUGUGUAAUCAGAGUAUGUGUGAGGCGGUUCCUCUGGAGUGUAAAUUUGGAGAGAAGAUGGUGUCAUACUUCAGACAUGACUCCUGCUGUCCAGAAUAUGCAUGCGAGUGUGAUCCCGACCAGUGUGUGCUGGAUGUUCCUGUGUGCCGUGAGGAUCAGACGUUAAUAGCCACACGCACUGAUGGAAGCUGCUGCCUGGCACAUAUUUGCAUGUGUGAUGUAUGCUCCGAAGCAGUUCCUGAGUGCGAAGAUGGAGAACUGCUCACUGUGGACACAAACAGUACAGAGCGUUGCUGCCCAGUUUACCACUGUUUGUGUGAGCCUUCUCGAUGUUCAGUGAUCAUUUGUCCAGUCGGAAUGGCUGUCAUAUCAACUGUGAUUCCAGAGCAGUGCUGCCCAUUGCAGACAUGUGAAUGUGCAUGUGAAAGAAUCACUCGUCCUAAAUGUGCCUUGGGUGAGAGUUUGCAGUUAGACAGGGCAUUUCUGGCAGAUCCUAAGAACCAGUGUGGCUGCAAAAGAUAUCAGUGUGUGAGAGAUGCAGUUUGUGUGGAUGGAGAGAGAGGUGUGAUGAGGCCAGGACAGACUCUUAUGGAGCACAGUGCCCGAGGUGUGUGUUAUACAACGAGGUGCACACACACUCUAGACUCUGCCACUGGCUUCUACCGCAUACAAGCAUCCAGCACUAACUGCACUGCACAGUGUCAGCCUAAUCAGGUUUAUGUUCCCCCUAAAGACCAGAGUGCUUGUUGUGGAGUGUGUAAGAAUGUGUCUUGCGUGCACCACAGUGACAACGGGUCUCUGGUCUUGUAUAAGCCAGGAAAGAGUUGGGUGUCUGACUGCAUGCGUUACGACUGUACGGACACACAGUCUGGACCAGUACUGGUCUCAUACUCCUACAGCUGCCCUCCAUUCAAUGAGACCGAAUGCAUGAAGAUCGGAGGCACAGUAGUGACCUACAUGGAUGGAUGUUGCAAAACAUGCACUGGAUACUCACUCUUCCCCUUCCCUGUUAGCACACUGAAACCCACAAUUAGCACAAACUGUGAACAAGGCAAAGAGGAUGGAAAGUCAUGUCAGAAAGUGACGGUGAGGAUGACAAUACGGAAAAAUGAUUGCCGUAGCAACAGACCGGUGAACAUAGUGUCCUGUGAUGGCAAGUGUCCUUCAGCAAGUAUUUACAACUACAACAUCAACACUUACGCGCGGUUCUGUAAGUGCUGUAGAGAGAUGGGCCUUCAGCGCCGCUCGGUCCAGCUCUACUGCAGUGGAAACUCUACGUGGGUCAGCUACUCAAUACAGGAACCCACAGACUGUUCUUGCCAGUGGUCUUAAAAAACACUCACACAAGCUUGCCUCAACUGAAACUGUCAAACUUUACAAUACUGUAUGUUUUUAUUCUCUUGAAUAUCAAGGGGCAUUCUAGCACUGGUUAAGAAGUCAUUUGAUGAAUUAUUGACUUUUAUAACUUGAAAAGAAAGUGUUACUCAUUAAGAACUGAACUUGAAAAUGUAUUAAAUUUUACAGGGACAGCAAAAGAAAAUAUGUGUCUGUUCAUAAGUUGUAUUACAAUUGGCAUGGAAGACAUGAAUAAAUGCACCAGUAGUCGUUGAUUGUGAUGUUUUCUAUCCCUGGAAAAGGCGCUGGUGGAGUAAAGAUGUUCAGCCAGGAUCCUCAUAUAGCUCCAACAGUAAUAAUGAACUAGCCAAAUGUAAUCUUGGCUCAUGGUUUGUACAUAAUUAUAUUUAUGCUCUUUUUGAAGUCCGAUGGGAGAAAAAGGAAAAAAAAAAAUUUACAGUGAAUUAAUUAUUUGUAUUAGAUGCUUUUUUAAUAGUAUAGGAGAUAUAACUUGUGAUUCUGACAUUUUUUAAUCAGUCAUAUCUUUUUUUUUAUAACAGCAAGCUAUAUUUUGAGCACUUUAUUUAUUUAUUACAUUAUAAAAACAAUUUCAAAACAACUUUAAAACAAUUUCAGAAUUUAUCAUUUUUUCUCUAAAGCACAAAAUUCUAUUGUUUUUUCCAUGACAACGCCAUUUAAAAAAGUGGGCAUUCCUCUACAGGAUCUUAGCCUGAUCAAUUCUGAGUAGCAGACUCUACAGAGCAUUGAAGCGUCCUGUUCCUUUAAUGGCAAAAAGGAAAAUAUGCAGUGUAAAGGGUUAUUUAAAAAAAGGUUUCCAAGGCAUUUGUGAAAUGUUUAUACAGUUUUAUACAGACCAGCUCAUUGUUUUAUAAUCAUGUUAUCCUUUUGAAGCAAAAUGUGCUUAGCUUGAAUAUAUCAAAC